Messenger RNA from Closterium sp. Naga37s-1, 1182 nucleotides. NCBI's taxonomy places the organism in Eukaryota, Viridiplantae, Streptophyta, Zygnematophyceae, Desmidiales, Closteriaceae. The record is from the annotation of a GenBank genome assembly.
AUGGAGGAGGCAUUAGCUGGACCAGAUAGGGAGAAGUGGCUGGUUUCUAGGGAUGCUGAGUACCAGAGCCUGCUAGAGAAUGGGACAUGGGAUCUGGUGGUGCUGCUAGAGGGGAAGAAAGCCGUACAGUGCAAGUGGGUGCUAUGGAUCAAGACCGAUGACAAGGGACAGGUCACCAUCUACAAGAGUAGGCUGGUGGCUAAAGGGUUUAUGCAGAAGGAGAAGCAGGACUUCAAUGAGAUCUUUGCUUUCACUGCCAAACCCCCUACCCUCCGUGUCUUGUUGGCAGAUGCAGCCGUUAGUGGGGAAUCCAUCAUUCAGAUGGUUAUAUCAACGGCAUUCCUCAAUGGGAUUUUAGAGGAGGAUGUGUACAUGACGCAGCCGCCUGGGUAUGAGGAUGGUACGGGCAGGGUGUGCAAGCUGAAAAAGUCCAUCUACGGCUUGAAGCAGGCGCCAUGCUGCUGGUACCAGAAGUUGGCAGCUGUUUUAGAGGAGAUGGGAUUCAGGACCAGCAGCUGUGAUGAGAGCCUCUUUCUCAAGGGGGAGGAGGAGAAUCUGGUGCUGUUUCUGGUCUAUGUGGACAACAUUCUUCUCUUUAGCAGCAGCAUGAAGGAGAUCCAGAAUAUGCGACAGCAGCUGAUGAAGAACUUCAAGUGCAAGACCCUUGGGGAGGUAAAGUACUACCUCGGGAUGCAUGUAGAGAGGGAUCUGGAUCACAGAUGGUUGAAGCUGCACCAGGAGAAGUUCAUCAAGGAGCUGAGGGAGAAGUAUAGGAUUGAGAAUGAGCACAAGGUUGCAACUCCCCUGCCAGCUGAAUUCAAGCUUGUGAAGGCUGCCGAUGAUGAAGGGGUUGAAGCCAAGGAGCAGCAGCAAUUUCAGUCCUUGGUGAAGCAGAAAGGGGUUGAGGUGCUGAAAGAGAAGGGGGAGCGGCUUGGAGAAGGCAAGCUGUUUCUCACUUGCUUUACCAAUGCUAUGUGGGCUUCUGAGAAGGAGGAUUCCUCAUCCGUGGGAGGAUACAUCUGCAUAGUUGGGGGAGGACCUGUUAGUUGGAGGUCCAAGAAGCAGACAGAGACAGCACUCUCUUCCGUGGAAUCAGAGUACAUGGCGAUGUUCCAUGGGGUUGAGGAGGCUGUUAGAGGAGAUUGGCCAGGAGCAGAAGGUUGCUAUGCCGCUGUUUUGUGA